Messenger RNA from Protobothrops mucrosquamatus (brown spotted pit viper), 1187 nucleotides. RefSeq names its product cyclic AMP-dependent transcription factor ATF-6 beta. Gene Ontology annotation, biological process: regulation of transcription by RNA polymerase II; endoplasmic reticulum unfolded protein response. Gene Ontology annotation, cellular component: nucleus. Gene Ontology annotation, molecular function: DNA-binding transcription factor activity, RNA polymerase II-specific; RNA polymerase II cis-regulatory region sequence-specific DNA binding. The annotation marks the transcript as partial. Lineage: Eukaryota; Metazoa; Chordata; Lepidosauria; Squamata; Viperidae. The transcript has 9 exons. The record is from RefSeq and is a predicted model, not a curated record.
GUAUAGUGUAGGAAAAGCGGAAGGAAGAUGGCGGCGCUGGCUUCGGAGUUGCUGCUUUUGAGCGAUUCAAGCCGCUUCCGGGCAGAUAACCUGCUGAGCAGCGAGGACUGGGAUGCAGGUCUUUACAGCUGUUUGGAUAAUGAUGGAGAUGUGGCAGCUGAACUUUUCCCUUGUCUUGAACACAGCAUUAUGGACCAUAAUGGUACCCGUUCUGCGUUUGGUGAUGGGUUUGAUCUGGACAUGGAAACUAUGCCUCCAGACCCACCUUGGGAUCCUUUGCAAGAAUCUCUGUUCCCAGAGUUGCAAGUAAAAUCUGAGCCAGUCUCCCCUGCUUCGUCUCACUGCUCCGAUUCAUCGUUGGCCUCCUCCGAUUCUUCUGCGGCAGGCUCCUCUUCCGCCGAACUCUCAGAGCAGGUUGCUGGACCAGAUGAUGUGAUUGGAGUGAAGACAGAGCAUCCUCCCACCCCUCCGUGCAUGUUUGGAGACGUCCUUUUACCUCCCUUUGGAACGGUACACAUAAAUGUAGUCCCAGCUUCUGAGACAGGAAAACCAGCAGCUCCCAAUAAAACAGAGAGCAUUCUGAGCCGGAAACCCCCCAUUCAACCAAAGCCCGUGGUGGUAACCACUGUCCCAGGACAGCCAGCAACCUCUUCCAGUAAGACCAUCUUGUUACAGCCAGUACCUGUAACCCAGUCACAGACUGUCAACUCUGGAAUCUCAGUUCCAGCACAGAGUGUUGUGAUUUCCCAAUCUGAGCUACUGCAUCUCCCAGUGUCUGGUUUGAUCAAGGUUCAGUCUCCAGUGAAGGAGGUUCUCUCACCUAAACCAGCACCCUCAAUCCCCAAGCCAGAAGCUAAAACUAUCAUCCCUGCACCAGCACAGAUAGGACCCUGCAACCAAGAGAUUGAUAUCAAGGUCCUGAAAAGGCAGCAGCGGAUGAUAAAGAACCGUGAAUCGGCUUGUCAGUCGCGCCGAAAAAAGAAGGAAUACCUCCAAGGAUUGGAAUCCCGGCUGCGAGAGGCCUUAGCGGAGAACGAGCGGCUGCGGCGGGAAAAUGCUAUCCUUCGGCGCCGGCUAGAUGGUGUCUUGGACGAGAACAGCGAUCUGAAGUUUGGCUCCGGGAACCGAAAAGUUAUCUGUGUCAUGGUUGUGCUGCUCUUCAUAGCCUUCAAUUUUGGGCCUGUCAG